ACUGCCCCCCCCAGGCACUGAGUUCAGCCCCCCCGCUCCUGCCGCACGGUCAGGCACAGGGACAGCUGGCUCUGCACAAGUACGUUUACUCAAAAAAUAAAAAAUAAUUAAAAAAAAAAAAGAAACCAAUCCAAACAAAACGGUCACAUGGAAUGGGUGGACGCGAACAGUGGGUCAGGGUCUGGUCCCACCCCAGCAAGGCCAGUGAGCCUGUAGAGCAGCACCAGAGUUCACACAGCGAGGACAGCACGGGGAUAAGGCAGCAGGCGAUCAAAUGCGGGACGGGGAGGAGGACACAUUAACUCUACUUGGGAUGCGCCCCAACACAGCUCCCACGGAGAUACAGGGACACACGGGCACAAGGAGGGAUGCAAACAACAGCCAGCCCCAACCUCGGGGCUGCAGGACAGCAAGGGGAAGGGGGGGUAGGCCCCCAACCACAUCAAGGAGCUGGAAGAGCCCCCACCACUCCCUGCAGGGCUACAAGCAGUGGCGGGAGAGCAGACGGUGCGCUCCUGCAGGACGGAAGAGCUGAUAGAGGCAGCAGGAGGAGGGACAUCGCCCAGCUCAGCACCUCUGCCCUGCAGCCUGGGGGGGCAGGGAGGUGCCCCACAGUACAUUCAAGAAGAGGGGCCGGCGCUGCCCGUGCACGGACAGGAGCAGGGGCUGAGGUCCGUGCAGAACACCAAAGCACUUGUGUGCCCCUGCCCUGGCACCGAGCGGGGGCAGAAGGCACAACCCUGGGGGGAGAGGCAGCCCCGCUCCAGCCCCCCCUUCCACGACCCCCUAGAGAGGGACUGGCAGCACCGCAGCUGCCCACCCCUCGCCCCCCAGCAGCAGCAGCAGCAGCAGCAGCAGCAGCAGCAGCAGCAGCAGCAGCAGCAGCAACAUCAACAACGAUGCUUUGCCGGAUGCACCUCGCUCCAUUCGCCUCCAGCUCCCUGGCCACCCGGCUGGGCACGGUGAGGACCCUCUGGCCGCAUGCAGAGACCAUUUUCAGCGAGCUGCAGCAGGAGAUGGAGAAGGCUCGGCAGUUCAUGAGCAGCUUCGAGCAGCUCCUGAGCAGCCACGGACCCAUCACCGCAGAACAGGCUCCCAGCAGCAGCGCAGCCCCGGCCCAGGGCUCCGGGGAGGGCUUCUCCGUCUGCCAGGAUGUGAAGAGCUUCGCCCCCGAGCAGCUGUCGGUGAAGGUGGUGGGCAGGAAGGUGGUGCUGGUGGGGCAGAAGGAGACGCAGAGCACGGACGAGAAGGGCUCCUUCUCCUACAAGUACGAGGUGCUGAAGCGCGAGUGGGACGUGCCCGAGGAGGUUGACGCCGAGGCGCUGAGCUGCUCCCUGUCCCCAGACGGGCAACUCCGCAUCGAGGCCCCCCGACUGGCCCUGCCAUCUGCUGCUGAGAGGAACGUGCCCAUCGAGGUGAGCCCCGCAGCUCCGCAGCCCGGGGCAGCCAAGGAUGGAGCUGUCAGCAAAGCCAAGGCGUGAUGGGGCAGAACGAUGGUCUGCAUCGGGACCAGCAGAGACGGCAGUGAGUCUUGGGCUGUAGCCCAGACACGCUCCAUCCAUUGUGUUUUUCACUAUACUGGAAUGUUCUUGUUUUUGUAUCCAAUAAAAAAUCCUUUUGCAUAGAA
This is a messenger RNA of Phasianus colchicus (ring-necked pheasant), 1627 nucleotides long. NCBI's taxonomy places the organism in Eukaryota, Metazoa, Chordata, Aves, Galliformes, Phasianidae. The record is from RefSeq and is a predicted model, not a curated record.